Messenger RNA from Paracoccidioides brasiliensis Pb18, 420 nucleotides. RefSeq lists its product as uncharacterized. The record is from RefSeq and is a predicted model, not a curated record. Bases 1 to 420 code for a protein of 139 amino acids. The transcript is spliced from 2 exons.
AUGGUGAAUGAGGACAAGGACAAUCCUUCAUGGCCUGCCUUUCUGAUUGACCUUGACCUGGCCAUCAAGACACAACGGGAUGGGUCUUCUGGUGCACGGGGCAAAACAGGCACCAGAGCAUUCAUGGUCAUCGGCGUCUUGUACGGGAAGGGAAGGAUUGUCGAGCAUUUUGAUGAGUGGGAUUAUGUGAGCACUAAAAAACUGGCCAUGGAGAAGAAAGGGUUGAUUAGUGAUGAAGAUGACUUUCUCAGGAUUUUAGAGGAUAAUUUCACCCCAUACUAUCAAUCCCUGAUCCCUUGUGUAAACCGGUUACGGCGCCUUGUCUUUCCAGACGGCGGACGGUGGAAGAAACCAAGUUUCAAUCUAUCUCAGAACAUGAUUGAAACAUUUCAAGAUUGCGCAAUAACUCAGAUGCUGUAA